Messenger RNA from Trichobilharzia szidati, 1890 nucleotides. Lineage: Eukaryota; Metazoa; Platyhelminthes; Trematoda; Strigeidida; Schistosomatidae. The record is from the annotation of a GenBank genome assembly.
AUGAACUCAACGAAUGCAGUUUAUGGCGCAUCGUGCAAUUCUUCUCAUUCGCCUGCCCAGAAUGAAAAGAAAGUACUAUGUACGGAUAUUUCUGCACAGCAAUGCUCUACUGCGUCACCCGAUAAGGUAUCUGUCUUAUCGGAAGAUGAAUUGGAAAAUGUCCGACCUCAAAGUUCUCUACACAAGCCAUCAGAUAUUGAAGAUGUCUAUCUUCCUAAGAAGUAUACGCCCCCAAAACACAGAAGAUCCUGGAGAUUACUCCGAAAAUCUUUAUGUCCAGUGUCCCAUGAUGAACAAACACUACCACCUAGAAGAUGUCGUCGAAAUUCUGGGAUAUACUCGCAAACUCGAGUAAGUGCGUCUGCUACGUUGAAUAAGUUACUUAUUUAUUUAUUUUCAUUCCUUCACGUUCCCAGUGGAACAUAGAGCUUCAAGCUAGAGACUUGAAUUUUCUGUAGAAAUGUUUAUUUUAACUGGAUGGGGUUUCUAUCGUCUCGCUCAACCUUUUUCUCUUAAUCAGCUUCAUUUCUGGUUUACCGAGGUUUAGGAGUGCGUUGGCCGGCAAUCGUAACUGUGUUGACAUCCGUGGUCGAGGGAAUUCUACCGCUGCACCAUGAACUCAACUUUCCAAAUUGAAACGUCAUGAAGACAAGGUGUAUAUAUAACGUAUUCACCGUAUUGGAUAUUGAUACCAUAUCACUUUAUUGGUCUUGUUUUGCAUUCGAAUGUAGUCUGCGUUAGCAUUGUUGACAGUUGGCUGAUGUAGCUGUUAGCUAUAUCAGACUAUUACGGAUAUUCGUCACGUCUUCUGUAUGCGAAUUGUUCAGUGCUUCUGUUUAAAGAUUUCAAAACUGGUAGUCUGUUGAACAAUAAAUCAAAAUAGUGAAAGUAACACAGGACAGGAUAUAUAAAAACCUGGACCGCGGUGUUGCCAUUUUAACGUAUGCUUUGUGCUUGAUUGCAUAGAUGAAUCACAUAUAUGAGUUCUCAUAUAUUUAAAUAUCCUACUUCAAGAUAGUUAUUCCAUUCGUCAACCGUUUCUAGCUUUCGCGAAAUUCUUCACUUCUGUCCACUUUGAGUACCCAGUCGCCUUGUGUGAAAACCAAGCAUUUUGAUUUAGUUGUCAUUUAUAUAAACAGCCCCUUUCUCUCCGUCUCUCCUUGUUCAUAAAACAUACAAAUCUACAGUGCAAGUUUAAGCUGGUUUUCCGUUAAUCUUUCUGACAAUUCGAGCACAUACCCAUUUGAAUUACAUUGUCAUGCUUUAAGAUAUGCUCGGCAUGUACGUCUUGUAGCUUGAAUUUUGUUGAUACAUCGUAUUGUAUUUCAAAAGCCACUAUUUUCUUCAUAAUUUCUUGGUCCUCAAAUUAAUAGAACGUACAAACUGAAUAGCUAUUAGCUAGGUACAUGGGACUAUGCUUUACAUUGCUAGUAUCUUCAACCAUGUGUAAUAUAUGGUACUAAUCCACAUUUGAAUUAAUAUUCUUUUUUUGUAGACGAAUGCAGUUUAUGGCGCAUCGUGCAAUUCUUCUCAUUCGCCUGCCCAGAAUGAAAAGAAAGUACUAUGUACGGAUAUUUCUGCACAGCCAUGCUCUACUGCGUCACCCGAUAAGGUAUCUGUCUUAUCGGAAGAUGAAUUGGAAAAUGUCCGACCUCAAAGUUCUCUACACAUGCCAUCAGAUAUUGAAGAUGUCUAUCUUCCUAAGAAGUAUACGCCCCCAAAACACAGAGGUUUACCAACCAUUUUCGAAAAUACUGUUAAGGAAAACCAACGCUGCCACAGGUUAAGCAGAAACACUGAUCGUUACCCCUUACGAAGGCAGAUAUUUACCGGACAAUCACUCGAAGAAGCAUGCAUUCCCACAGCUCCCGGCGUCGCCCCUCUGGAUCA